UUUUCUAUCUCCAUUGACUGUCGUGCUGGUCUUCCACUGAGUGCUUCUUGUCUCCACUGAGUACUCCUUCCUCUCCUCAUUCUCAUCUCAGUCCUCUCCUCCAUUGCGCUCCCUGGAAUAAGAUCCAUCCGCCCUUGUUGCUGAUCUCCUCCUCCGCCCUCGCUCCUGCCAACUGACUGCCACAGACCGUGGACAAUGCUUGGGGUGGGAUCGUGGGGCUCUGUAUCUAUCUAGUACAGAGUACUACUGUACUUCCUCUGCUCCUCGGCUCCGCUUCCUAUCAGUCUCCUCCAUUGUGCUGCCGUUGAUGAUCUUAUCCAACCUACAUGGACAUUUGGGGGCACCGUGCAUCGAAGGCACUGACCCGGCUAGCGGCCUGAUCGAGUGAAGCGACCUCGCUGCCGUCCUAUGUUCUACUCUGUCCUGCUCUGCCGUUGAAGCGUCAACGGUGAUGGCCAUCCGGUGUUGAUGCCACCGCUGUAUUCUGCUCCGCCCUGCUCUGCCGAUGAAGCAUCAACGGUGACGCCGCCGCUGUGUUCUGCUCUGCCGUGAAGAGCAAAGGUCAUUAUUCAGAGCACCAUGCAUCGAAUCCACUGACCCGGCGCCCACCGAGUGAAGCGUUUAAUCGAGUGGUGCCCAGUCGCCGCUUCCGCUUUGUUGUCCCCACAGCGCGACCAUCCGACGAAGACGCCGCCGUUGUGUUCUGCUCUCCUGUGAAGCACCAAAGGUUUCCAGUUGAUUGCUCCGGAGAGCUCUGAUGGAUAUUGUCACGGGUGCCAUUGCCAAGCUGAUCCCCAAGCUGGGAGAACUGCUUGUGGGGGAGUACAAGCUGUCUUCAGCUCUGCCGCGAAGCACCAAAGGUUUCCAGCUGAUUGAUCCAGAGAGCUCUGAUGAAUAUUGUCACGGGGGCCAUGGGCAGCCUGAUCCCCAAGUUGGGAGAGCUGCUCGUGGAGGAGUACAAGCUGCACAAGCACGUUAGAAAAGAUGUCGAGUUCCUCACGAAGGAGCUUGAGAGCAUGCAUGCUGCCCUCAUCAAGGUUGGCGAGGUACCGCCGGACCAGCUUGACAGGCAAGUCAAGCUAUGGGCCAACGAGGUCAGAGAGCUCUCCUACAACAUGGAGGAUGUCGUCGACAAGUUCAUCGUACGGGUCCAUGGCGUUGAGCCCGACGACAACACCAACGGAUUCAAGGGGCUCAUGAAGAGGACCACCAAGUUGUUGAAGAAGGUCGUAGAUAAGCAUGGGAUAGCUCACGCGAUCAAGGACAUCAAGAAGGAACUCCAGGAGGUGGCUGCUAGGCGUGACAGGAACAAGUUCGAUGGUAUUGCUUCUACUCCUAGUGAAGCAAUCGAUCCUCGUCUCCGUGCUCUGUACAUAGAAGCGGCAGAGCUAGUUGGCAUCUAUGGGAAGAGGGAUCAGGGGCUCAUGAGUUUGCUCUCCUUGGAGGGCGAUGAUGCCUCUACCAAGAAACUGAAGAAGGUCUCCAUUGUUGGAUUUGGAGGGUUGGGCAAGACCACUCUUGCCAAAGCAGUGUACGAGAAGAUUAAAGGUGAUUUCGAUUGUCGGGCAUUUGUUCCGGUCGGUCAGAACCCUGACAUGAAGAAGGUUUUAAGGGAUAUCCUCAUUGAUCUCGGCAACCCUCACUCAGAUCUUGCGAUGCUGGAUGCCAAUCAGCUUACAAAAAAGAUUGGUCGAAUAACAAGUUCUCGUAUAUCUAUCUGACACUACCGGCUACAUAUAUACAAUAAUUAUCUCUUACAAAUAUAAUCAUACGGACUCAGGGUCCACAUAGAA
Triticum urartu is the source of this 1793-nucleotide messenger RNA. Lineage: Eukaryota; Viridiplantae; Streptophyta; Magnoliopsida; Poales; Poaceae. The record is from RefSeq and is a predicted model, not a curated record.